AUAUAGAAUCGGGAGUUCUAAUGCUUCGGGCGGCAAACAAUCGAAACCUAAUCAUUUACUACCUGGAUAAUAAACCUAUCAAAUUAUUUGCUGGAGAGAGGCACGUUCUGUUUCACAAUGUAACCGAUUUCAACUUGGCAAAUUGGAUUCUUGCUUCAACAUGAGCAUGAACGAGACGAUAUAUCUUAACUGGGCAUCUGUACGGAAUGGACUUCUUGCUGCAUAUGGGCUUCGUAGGCCUAAUGACAAGAUUAUUGCCGUUCCCUAUAAUGGAGAUCCCGAUCGGAUGCGCCAUCUCAUUUUACACGAAUUCCUUGGGGCGGGAUCGCUUGGCUGGGUCAGGGCUUGCGUGGACCGUCGGACAGGAAAUCUUUAUGCUUUGAAACAGCUAGCAUUAAAAUUAAUGCGAGAUCGUGAGCAAUGCGCGAGAGACGUUGAUAAGAUGCUCGAGUUUAAGAUGGACACGCCUAGUUCUUUUGGUGUGCUUAGCGUGAUAACUGACAUUUAUUUUAGGACUUUCCUGGAGUUUUGACUUUGCACGAAUUUCUAUGCGAGCAUGGACGCAAUACUUGUUGCAAAACUCCUGAGCUAUUCUACUUAGCUUUACCUCUUGCAGCCUGUGGUGAUUUAAGCAGGCAGAAUUGGUCUGCAUGCAAUGAUCACUACAUUCAUUGCAUCCAUGCUUCGCGGGCCUCUACAAGGACUCCAAGCUCUUCAUAAUCGAGGUUUCAUUCACCGUGAUAUCACGAUGAAAAACAUCCUUACACGGUCAAUGUCACCUCCUGAUGCCAUAAUCGUUAAUUUUGGGAAAACGAUCAAAGCAACCAGAGCAAGCGAAACUAGAAUUGGACCUACAUAUUCACUACCGCCAGAAGUUAACGGCAAAGACUACGAUAACAAAAUCGAUAUUUAUAGCUUCGGAAUCGCGUGCUUCAGAACCAUUAUCCCCAUAGCAGAUUUCAAGAGACUCGAACAGCCUUCGGAUUUCGAUAAAUACUUCAGUGCUUUACAGAAAUAUGCAGAGCGUAGCAGAACUCAUAGUAUUUUUGCAGAUCUUUUGCAAAGUUUGCUAAGCCCCGAGCCUACUGAACGACCAAGUGCAUCUCAAGCUUUGCUGCAUCCGUUUUUUGAUCUGUGUAAUGGUCCGCCGGAAUCGGAACUGCGUCAUCAAAACACCUCGGACAAGGGCAAUAUUCAGUGUAGUGGUAAACCUGGUAAAAUUGCUAAGCUCAGUUCUAACGAAAGCACCUUAACUUCCACUUAAUCCUAGCGAUCAUAAUCGGGACUAAAGAGCAAUAUCCUUGUAUAAAUAAGCGAUCGAGGUAAGGUCAAGGUAGGCAGCCUGUCGAAUGCUAAGAAUUCUGUCAUCGCACGCUAAGCGAAAUCACACCAAAAUCAACGAUUUUUUCAACUUUUUAAAUCCUUAUUAUCUGUAUGAAAUAUCGAGAUAAUUUAAUAA
Messenger RNA from Sclerotinia trifoliorum, 1459 nucleotides. The record is from the annotation of a GenBank genome assembly. NCBI's taxonomy places the organism in Eukaryota, Fungi, Ascomycota, Leotiomycetes, Helotiales, Sclerotiniaceae.